Molecule: messenger RNA, 603 nt
Organism: Sclerotinia borealis F-4128
Lineage: Eukaryota; Fungi; Ascomycota; Leotiomycetes; Helotiales; Sclerotiniaceae
Source: the annotation of a GenBank genome assembly
AUGACUCAACAACCUGCACAAAAUGUCAUGCGAAGGAAAUUAGUUAUAAUUGGAGAUGGUGCUUGCGGUAAAACAUCUCUGCUCAGCGUGUUCACACUUGGAUAUUUCCCGACACAUUAUGUACCGACGGUUUUCGAAAAUUAUGUGACGGAUUGCAGAGUAGAUGGGAAAUCUGUACAGUUGGCAUUAUGGGAUACAGCAGGACAAGAAGACUACGAGAGAUUACGGCCACUGGCAUAUUCGAAAGCCCAUGUUAUUCUAAUAGGAUUUUCAAUCGACACUCCGGAUUCAUUGGAUAACGUCAAGCAUAAGUGGGUCGAAGAAGCAAACGAGCGAUGUCCGGGAGUUCCGAUUAUACUUGUUGGGUUAAAAAAGGACUUACGAGAAGAUCCUGUGGCCAGAGAAGAAAUGCGGAAGAAAUCCCUAGAAUUUGUGGGAACGAAAGAAGCAGAUGACAUUGCAAAAGCUAUCGGCGCAAGGAAAUAUCUGGAGUGCUCAUCGUUGACUGGCGACGGAGUGGACGAUGUUUUCGAAGCCGCUACCCGAGCCGCACUUUUGACAUUCGAAAAAGGGGAAAGCAACGGAUGUUGUGUUAUACUAUGA